UGACGCCACCUGCAUUAGGGCGAGGCAAGUCACGUGGUCCAGCUGCCGAAGACAGGUGUAUUUGCCGAUAACAGUUUUCAUUCAGGGUUCAAGCACUAAGAUCCAAACCCAUGUCAGCAGGAAACGGGUCCGCAGCCUAUUUCGAUCAGAUCAAAGCGCCUCCACACUAUGAUGAGGUACCAAUCGGGUCCCUGGCUCGGGACCAGGACAUCCCGUAUCCCAGCAGGGCAGACUCACCCUUCAGCGAUGAGCCCUUCCCGCCGCCUCCUCUCCCAGACUUCCCACCUGUGGGCACGGAAUUCUACCCCAGCGAUGUUGAGGACCAGCCCGACGAUGCCAUGGACAUCAAACCGGUGCGGCGUUUCAUUCCCGACUCGGUGAAGAACUUCUUCCGGGGCGCCAGCUUUCGGAGCAGCAAGCCCAGCUCUGUGCUGCCUGCGCCCGACCCCGUCAACUCCUCCACGGCAGGCGUGCGCUGCUCUCCUCCGCACUCCCGCGCGCCCUCUUCCGGCGCUCCCAGCUCCUACUUGGACCCGUACGGCGGCUCAGGGGGCAGCUAUGCCUCGCGGCGGGAGCACGCUGCCCUGCUUGGCGAGCCGGCAGAGUCGGCGUCGGGCCAGUCGGCGCGCACGGCCAUGACCUACAGCGAGCGGGUGGAGGAGUACCACCAGCGCUACGCCUACAUGAAGUCAUGGGCUGGGCUCCUGCGCAUCCUUGGGUGUGCCGAGCUGCUCCUGGGUGCCGCCGUGUUCGCCUGCGUGUGCGCCUAUGUGCACAAGGACAACGAGUGGUACAACAUGUUCGGCUACACACAGCAUUCCGUCUACGGCGGCUCGUUCGGAGCGAUGGGCAGCAUGUAUGGCGGCUAUGGGGUUGACUACAACGGCCCGCGCACGCCCUUCAUCCUGGUGGUGGCCGGCCUGGCGUGGAUCGCCACGGUCAUCUUGCUCGUGCUGGGCAUGACCAUGUACUAUCGCACCAUCCUCCUGGAUUCAGGCUGGUGGCCCAUCACAGAGUGCGUGUUCAACGCCGUGCUGGCCUUCCUCUACCUGGCGGCGGCCGUCGUGUAUGUGCGGGACACUCUGCGAGGCGGCCUGUGCUACUACCCGCAGUUCAACCAGGGGCCCAACGCCGCCUUCUGCCGCACGGAGGCCGGCCAGACGGCGGCCAUCAUCUUCCUCUUCCUCAACACGCUGCUGUACCUGGUCAGUGCCGCCGUGUGCCUCGUGCUGUGGAGGCAUGAGGCAGCACGUCUGCGCAGGGAGGCACUGGAGCAGGAGAUGAAGACAGUUGCUUCGGUUCCGCUGACCAUGAUUGGCGGAGAGUCUACUGCCUCGGGCCUGAUCUACAAACCCCUGUUGGGUGCGCCCCCCGAGUCCACGGACAGUGGAAUGAUCGCGCCGCCCCUUACGAUGGAGCCAGAGUUCCUGAGGGGUCACAUACCAGCCGGACACAUACCCAAGCCUGUCGUCAUCGCGGAUUAUGUGGCGAAGUACCCCAGCAUCCACACUGAUGAGGAGAGGGACCAGUACAGAGCUGUGUUUAACGACCAGUACGCGGAGUACAAAGAGCUCCACGCAGAGGUGCAGGUGCUGGCCAAGAAGUUCGACGAUCUGGACGUCAUCGUGAAGAAGCUGCCGUCCCAACCGGCCAGUCAGAUGGAGCAAGAGCGGAUCAAUACCAUCAUGCAGGAAUACCACAGAAAAAAAGCUGACCCCACUUACUUGGAGAAGGUGGAACGGUGUGAAUAUCUGAAAAACAAGCUCUCUCACAUCAAGCAGAAGAUACAAGAGUACGACAAAGUGAUGGAUUGGAAUGAUGGCUACAGUUAAGAUGGGUGGUGCAGCUCCGCGUCAGUCUGUUCUCCGACAGUGACCACGGCCUUGGCUCUGGGCCAUCACUGGAACCGCCUGCAGAUGUUGGCGCCCUGCUGUAAUUUUAGUAUGUCUGUCCAGCUUUGGCUCUAAUGCUGGCAUUUUCAGUUUUCCUACAUCAACAUUCUGAGCCACAGAACUUUUAGACUGCUUAUUACAAGAUGAGAUGUUGCGACUGAAGGUUUUGUGACCCCCCCCCCCGGGUCCUCCUUUAUGAAGGGUAAUGAAGCCGAAAGAACACUUUCUUUUUAAGGAAAAACUACUAAACAGUGGUUAAUUGUCAUUCUAUAAUAUGAAAUCUUUUAAUGUGAAUUUUCUGAAGGGUGUAAUUUUACUUCGAUGUAUCUGACAAAUUGUAUGCAUGAAAGGAAGAUGACAUGAUGAGUGGUUUCUGAAUUUGGUGUAUCUUGGGCCUAGAUAAUUUAGACAAUUCAUGUUUUGUUUUUUGUUUGGUUUUUUGCUAAGCCCUUUAUGUGUGACUUAAAAAUGUGUAACCUUUUUUUUACAAGUGUAUUUUAACUGAGAUUUGUAAUUUUGUUAAUUUUAUACCUAAU
Molecule: messenger RNA, 2428 nt
Organism: Electrophorus electricus (electric eel)
Lineage: Eukaryota; Metazoa; Chordata; Actinopteri; Gymnotiformes; Gymnotidae
Gene: marveld2b
Product: MARVEL domain containing 2b
Biological process (GO): bicellular tight junction assembly
Cellular component (GO): cytoplasmic vesicle; bicellular tight junction; apical plasma membrane
Source: RefSeq, a predicted model, not a curated record